Maylandia zebra (zebra mbuna) is the source of this 1161-nucleotide messenger RNA. RefSeq names its product leucine rich repeat containing 18a (gene lrrc18a). Gene Ontology annotation, molecular function: protein binding. The record is from RefSeq and is a predicted model, not a curated record. Gene Ontology annotation, cellular component: cytoplasm. Lineage: Eukaryota; Metazoa; Chordata; Actinopteri; Cichliformes; Cichlidae.
GUUCAGCAACAGCAGCGUAGCUGAGAAGUGAGAGACUGUGAGAUGAGCAACCAGUUCACAGAAGCUUAAGGAAUGCUCUUCACUUGAUUAACAACAAUCCAAAGGGAAAAAUAUGUACCAUGCCCAAGAGAAAGGAAGCAAAAGGGACAAAGGUGACCCUCAAAACUGCAAAGAAGGCUAUACGCACGACCCCAGAUGGACGGCGUAGACUCGUUCUUAGCAACAUGGGAAUAACCAUAUUCCCAAAGUGCCUCUUCAAGAUAACCUUUGUGGACGAGUUGGACUUGAGCCGCAACCUCAUAGAGAAACUCCCAGAAAACUUUGGGGACUUGUCAUCACUCAGAUGGCUGGAUCUACACAGUAACAAGCUAGUGUCUGUGCCCGAGUCCAUUGGCAACCAUAGGGGACUUACACACCUAAACCUCUCCAACAACUGCUUAACCUUUUCAGGUUUACCCUCCACCCUGGGCUCCCUGACUAAUCUGAAGAGUCUCAAUCUAGGAAUGAAUCAGCUUGAUGACCUGCCUCUCACUUUGGUGGCCUUGGAAAAUCUUCAAGAAUUGGGCCUGUUUGAUAAUCUCUUUAAAAAGUUACCACAAUUUCUGCAAGGCCUAUGCAACCUCACCAAGGUGAAUGUGAAACGAAAUCCUCUAUCAUACCAUCAAAGGAAAGAUGAGACAUUACUGAAGGGAAAGUCAGAGCAUAAGGAGGAUGUGUAUCUGGUCCAUGAGAGCAGCUUGUGUAGGACCUGCCUUAAAAGGUGUAAAGCAGAGAGGGAAAAGCUUAUUAAAGGAGGUGCGGAAGGGAGAAGGGGAAGGGAAGCAGAAGGAGUAGAUAGUUGCAUGUCUGAAAAGAAAAAGAAAAGCGCAUUUCCUGGCCUGGUGGCACCAAACUCAGUGGCUACAGUCAAUCAGGAUUUGUGGAGACUACGAGAAAAGCUUGAAUGUGUGCAAGUCAAAUGACCAGCAGGUCUCCUGAUGUCAACUUAUCAAAAAACAAAACAGCAGGAAAGGAUGGAAUGAUAGGUCAGUCACACAGCAUUUAAUAGGCGUGUGCAUUAUAUCAAGCUGUGACUAUUUUUGUAAGCUUAAUGUUUCUACUGAUGAUUAAAAAGAAAUUUGUUGAAAUAUUGCCUAUGGGUGGUUCUAAGAAACGCAUGAC